Molecule: messenger RNA, 4516 nt
Organism: Otolemur garnettii (small-eared galago)
Lineage: Eukaryota; Metazoa; Chordata; Mammalia; Primates; Galagidae
Gene: RNGTT
Product: RNA guanylyltransferase and 5'-phosphatase
Exons: 16
Coding region: 289-2082 (597 amino acids)
Biological process (GO): protein dephosphorylation; 7-methylguanosine mRNA capping
Molecular function (GO): ATP binding; protein tyrosine/serine/threonine phosphatase activity; mRNA 5'-triphosphate monophosphatase activity
Source: RefSeq, a predicted model, not a curated record
CCCUCCGCAGAACUUCCUGUUUUCCUCUCUGACCUCGGAAGGGAGGGGGCGGAGCCCUCGGAGGCGGAAGUUGCGGUGCAUUGUGGGCUUGCUUUGAGCCAGGGACUUCAUCCUGAAUGAAAGUGGCGCGCCGCCCCUGACGUUACCCGGAUUGGAGCGGUUGGAAUUCGUGUCCCUGUGGGGAUUCGGGUGUCUUGGAACUCCAGUGCUGACCCAACCGCAGAGAGGCAGCGGCAAAGGCUCGGCGAGCGUUGGUGAAGGGGCCGGUUCUGCGCGGUCCCCCAGGUCAUGGCUCACAACAAGAUCCCGCCGCGGUGGCUGAAUUGUCCGCGGCGCGGCCAGCCGGUGGCAGGAAGAUUCUUACCUCUGAAGACAAUGUUAGGACCAAGAUAUGAUAGUCAAGUUGCUGAAGAAAAUAGGUUCCAUCCCAGUAUGCUCUCAAAUUAUCUGAAGAGUCUGAAGGUUAAAAUGGGCUUGUUGGUGGACUUGACUAAUACGUCAAGGUUUUAUGACAGAAAUGACAUAGAAAAGGAAGGAAUCAAAUAUAUAAAACUUCAGUGUAAAGGACAUGGUGAGUGCCCUACAACUGAGAAUACUGAAACAUUUAUCCGUCUGUGUGAGCGGUUUAAUGAAAGAAAUCCACCUGAACUUAUAGGUGUUCAUUGUACCCAUGGUUUCAAUCGUACUGGUUUCCUCAUAUGUGCCUUUUUGGUGGAGAAAAUGGAUUGGAGUAUCGAAGCAGCAGUUGCUACUUUUGCCCAAGCCAGACCACCAGGAAUCUAUAAGGGUGAUUAUUUGAAGGAACUUUUUCGUCGCUAUGGUGAUAUAGAGGAAGCACCACCCCCACCUCUAUUACCAGAUUGGUGUUUUGAGGAUGAUGAAGAUGAAGAUGAGGAUGAGGAUGGCAAAAAGGAAUCAGAACCUGGGUCAAGUGCGUCCUUUGGCAAAAGGAGAAAAGAAAGGUUAAAACUGGGUGCUAUUUUCUUGGAAGGUGUAACUGUUAAAGGUGUAACUCAAGUGACAACUCAACCAAAGUUAGGAGAGGUACAGCAGAAGUGUCAUCAAUUCUGUGGCUGGGAAGGGUCUGGAUUCCCUGGAGCACAGCCUGUUUCUAUGGACAAGCAAAAUAUUAAACUUUUAGAACAGAAGCCAUAUAAAGUAAGCUGGAAAGCAGAUGGUACUCGUUACAUGAUGUUGAUUGAUGGCACAAAUGAAGUUUUUAUGAUUGAUAGAGACAAUUCAGUGUUUCAUGUUUCAAAUCUGGAAUUUCCAUUUCGUAAAGAUCUCCGGAUGCAUUUAUCAAAUACACUCCUAGAUGGGGAGAUGAUUAUUGACAAAGUAAACGGACAAGCUGUUCCUAGAUACUUGAUAUAUGACAUAAUUAAAUUCAAUGCACAGCCAGUUGGAGAUUGUGAUUUUAAUGUUCGUCUGCGGUGUAUAGAAAGAGAAAUUAUAAAUCCUCGACAUGAAAAAAUGAAGAAUGGACUCAUUGACAAAACACAGGAACCAUUUAGUGUCAGAAAUAAGCCAUUUUUUGAUAUCUAUACGUCAAGAAAGCUCCUUGAAGGAAAUUUUGCCAAAGAAGUCAGCCAUGAAAUGGAUGGACUUAUUUUUCAACCUACAGGAAAAUAUAAACCUGGUCGAUGUGAUGAUAUUCUGAAAUGGAAGCCUCCCAGUCUGAAUUCAGUUGAUUUUCGUCUAAAAAUAACAAGAAUGGGAGGAGAAGGGUUACUUCCUCAGAAUGUUGGCCUUCUCUAUGUUGGAGGUUAUGAAAGACCCUUUGCACAAAUCAAGGUGACAAAAGAGCUAAAACAGUAUGACAACAAAAUUAUAGAAUGCAAAUUUGAGAACAACAGCUGGGUCUUCAUGAGACAGAGAACAGACAAAAGUUUUCCUAAUGCCUACAACACUGCCAUGGCUGUGUGCAAUAGCAUCUCGAACCCUGUCACCAAGGAGAUGCUGUUUGAGUUCAUCGACAGAUGUGCCAUGGCUUUGCAAGGGCAGAAGCGAAAGCAUCAUCUGGACCCUGACGCAGAGCUGAUGCCGCCACCACCUCCCAAGAGGCCGCGCCCCUCAUCCUGAGACCCGCCCCCCACUGCAGGGCUGCCGGGAGAGAUGAAGGAGGGAAAGUGCUGUUGCCCAAUUUUUGUAGCCAGAGAAAAUCCGAAAGUGAGUGUGGCUUGAUAUUGAUACACAUUUGGAUUUUUUAAAAAAGAGAAAGGUAUUGUAGCCAGCCUGUAAAUACUGGUGCAUUGGUCUCCUCAGGCUGCAGCACAUCAUGGACUUAAACGUUUUAUUUGUAUCUGAUAAAGUCAGCCUUACCUUGGGGGAUCUGAAGACUGAAAUAUCCAAAGGUUUAAACAAGAUUAAAAUCAAUGAAAAAGAGGCCUUGUUUACAUAUGGAUAACUUUCACAUUUAUAAAGUUAGUGAUCUGGAACUGUGAGCACAUAAAACACCGUACUUUUUACAAGUUAUGUUUCAACUAUGGCAAAUUUUUCUUUUAAAAAAAUAGGCCAAGGCAUUAAACAUUCUUGCUAUCAUUUAUCAUGGAUUUCAUACAUUUCUGAGAUUCCCAUAUUCAAGAACAAAUGACAAGUUUGUUAAUGAUUGUACUAUAUUAAACAACUUGGUCUGGUUUAUAUCAUUUUAAGGAGUUUUUUUUGUAAGUGAGUGUAAAAGUAAAAAAGUAAAGCUAAAUUUUUGUGAAUUGCAUUGUUUCUAAAGGAUGUACUUUGAGUAUUUUCAUCUGUCUCUGUUGUUUAACCUUGAUAUCAGAUAUUCACUGUGCCCAUUCUGGCAGUGGUUUUGAGUUAUUUCAUGGAACUUGGAUAUACACCACCAGGUUUUUUGUGUUGUUUUCCUGGGAGACUUUUCUUUAUUGCAAAUGCCAGAGCCACUUCUGCUUUACCUCAGUGGUACCAGCACAUUGUAAAUUACAUUAAAACACACAACUCACUGUGAUCCAUGGGAGUGGUAGCAAAUACAAAUGAUGUUGUGUUAGUUCCCUGGAACAAAACAGCAAAAGAAAUGCCCGUUGACUCCUUUGAAUAGAAGAUGAUGUCAGCGGAGUCGGGCACAGUCAUGAGGGUGCCAUCCUGCUGCUGACCAUGUGCCAAGGCAGGGUGCGGACACUUAUAGGAGCUGAAUAUCAAGAAAACUAAGACAUUUAUUUUCAAAGCCAGAAUUCUAUCUCUGUUCUAUUCUGGGGAUAUUGUUUCUGUUAUACAUCUGAAUUUUAAAAUUUUUAUUGACAGAUAAUGAAUUUGAACGGCAGCUAAUUGGUCAUCUGACAUUUUUGAGAAACUAUGAUUGGUUUAUGAAGGAGCUCUGAGAAUUAUCAACUGAUUAGAGGCAAUAUAUUUAUUUUUAGAGGGACAGGUUUUAAGCAUAUGUAUUUAAAGAAAAUUUUCUUGCUCUGAAUUUUAUAUAGGUAUGUGCAUAUAUAUGCAAAUGUGUGCAGCAGUGUAUGUUCUUCUACUGACACAGCCAGACUUGGAAAUCUGAAAGAGUUACCUGGUAGACUGAGUAUCCAACAGGAUUUCUAUACGACAUAGCACAGAUUAACCAAAAAUGUAUUUAUCUUCACUUGAGUUGUAAUGUUUUUAGACGAAGUCUUCUCCUGCUUCUCUAUAUAAAAUACUAGUCAAGCCUGGCUUUUCCCUUUGUUGUUCCCAAGCUAUGUAAUGUAUAGUGAAUUUAUUCAAAAUGCUAUUUUAAUGUUUUUUUCAUGAGUACUUAUGUGUGUUUGGGUACUAAAGGGAUUAAAACACCUGACUGCCGCAAUGACUAGUGAAAGAGGAGAAAUGCUCAAGGUUUCACAGAGACCUUUGGAAACAAAAUGGAUCUUAAAAAAAAUAAAGCCUAUGCAACUCCAAACAGGCUGAGCCUGCCUGCCCAGGACGAGUGCCUUAGCUUGGCACGUCACUUUCUGCCAACCUGGGCAACAGCAGAGCCCUCUGCAGAUAGGAAAGCAAACGUCACCAGUGAUUUUUAAUGGCAUUAAAGUGUUUAUGGUAAUUGUAACCUUUUAAAUGUGUUAUGUGAAAGAGCAUCUCACUUUUAAUACACCUAGAUAUUGUCUCCCUGUCAUUAUGCAUUUUAGCAGCAUUUAAUUUUAUUAGUGUAUCCUUUUCUUUUUGAUUAUAGUGGAGUAUAGUAGUCGGCCUUCUAAGUAGAUCCCACUAGCCCUGAACACACUGCCCUCUGCAGUACCAUAAGAAGUCACGUGACGGUUGGGGAGAAGUGCAGACUUUGGACAUCAGGAAGAAAACAUUUUUCUCUUUUCAGCUCACUCCACAAUAGCUAUUUUCUGAGGCUGAAGUUGUUUAGACAAGAAUAAGAAAACUUUGCUUUCUUCAUUACCACAUGUAAAGCUUUUGCUUUUGGUUAGGAAAAGGUGUAGAUGACUCUGCUGCCUGGACAGGUGCAUCUACUUUCCGUGAACUGCUCAGAGAAUGUCAGGACAUUCCUUUACUUGUGUGUCCGUGGCUACUAUAAUAAAACUAUCAAUUUAAA